AUGAAUACUCUAUCUAUGUUUACAAAUGUGGUACUUGCUUUGACUAUCGGUCUCUGUUGCUACAGUUCAGUCAACUGUCAACCGGCUCUCAACUAUGAUGGAUUUCAUCCUUAUGGGGAAAAUAAUCAACGUGCUUUAAUAUCAAGAGCAAUUUAUGGUCCCCUUGUUGCUAAACGAGUGCCACCUUAUAUAACCGGAGGAAUUCGUUAUAAAAAAUACAGUGAAGAAGAUAGCUGA
Messenger RNA from Trichobilharzia szidati, 237 nucleotides. Lineage: Eukaryota; Metazoa; Platyhelminthes; Trematoda; Strigeidida; Schistosomatidae. The record is from the annotation of a GenBank genome assembly.